Dovyalis caffra is the source of this 399-nucleotide messenger RNA. The record is from the annotation of a GenBank genome assembly. NCBI's taxonomy places the organism in Eukaryota, Viridiplantae, Streptophyta, Magnoliopsida, Malpighiales, Salicaceae.
AUGAAGAUUGUUGCGGGCGUUGACCUUGCAAUAGCAGUGACAAAAAUGUUGUUACUUGCAAUUGUGUGCAUUCGAUGGCAAAAGAAGCCUCAAGAUUGGGAGAAGCGUAGCUGCUUCUCGUUAUGGCUGCUUCCUCUUUGCACCAACCAAUCUAGUUUCUUGACCAGCAAGAGCAGCUCGAGGAGAUCUAGCGUUUUUGGUUUCGGGAAAAGCAAAAGUGGUUAUUCCAGCUACUUUUCUAAUCAGGGUCUUGGCCGUUACUUCAAUUUUAGUGAAUUGCAGAAUGCGACACAAAAUUUUGAUGAGAAGGUUUUAUGGGCAAGGCUCGUAAUAAAUCUAGCAUUACCAAGGGAGCAGGUGAAUUUGGUCGAGUGGGCAAUGCGGUGCCACAGGAAAUGA